UCAGUUGCGAAUUUUACUUUCAUCCGAGCGGUUGACUACGUUUUGGCACUAAAGACUUGAUGUGCUAAGUUUGGGAUUUGUUGAAAUAUAAUAACAAAGAUACGGGAGUGCAAAAAAAAUCAAAAUAAUAAAAUACAAGUGAAGUGUUAUGUAAAUUUCAAGCGAGUGGAAGUUAUAGCUUGAUUAUUUUCGAAAAAGUGCUUUGAAAAAUGUUACGUGGAAUAUUUUAUGACCUCUUAAUGCAUCCGGAAUAAGUAAAAAGUGAUUAUUAAAUGUUUUGAAUAAACCCACUACUAACGCUAUUUAAAGUUAACUCUGUGAAAAUGUGUGAAUUAAACAAACCGUAUAGCAAAAGUGCAACUCUGCAAAAGUACUGCAAAUAACGGUACAAAAAAUGUAAAAGAAGAAUCAAACAACGAAAAAUCUGAAAAUUCGAAUAAAAAAUAGUUACAAAAAAUAAUUUACUGACCAUACCAAAAUGUUGGAGACCAAGUCAACGACAACUCGGUUCAAUACCAAACACCCCAUACUUCACUCCAAGCCACAUUUCACACUGCUACUAAUACUAAUAACACUACUCUGCUGCCCACUAACGCUGCAACACGCCAUCACAGAACCCAAGACUACCAAUAACCCCGGCACAACAGCCACGCCCGAUACCGCCAGUUCGGGCAGUCACUUCGUGCCGCAUCGUUUCUCAAGCAGCAACAACAUAACCAUAUUACACGAGGUGCACGGACUGCAUAACGUGAACGAACGGCCACUCGUACUCAACACACACGAAGUACUGCCGGUGAAACCGUUGAAGAAGAAACCCUACACAUUGCUGGACAAAACGAUCUUUCCCGACUAUGAAAAACCGCGACCGCUCAAGGAAUACGAACUGCAUCCGGUGACAUUCGAUUUCAAUUUAAGCGAUUUGGAGGAUCUCGCGCAUGAGACCGUGAAAAAGGGUGACCUCAGCGCUGAGGAGAAACAUUUACUGCGCAAUGCCGAUGAGGCGGGGCUCAGCUACAGCGAACGCGUGCUGCCUUUUGAGGAGAUUGAGAGUGGCGUGGGGUUGGCGGGUGAGCCGGCGACCGAAGUCACAUUGACUGUUUACACAACAGAGGUUACGAGUUUCCCAACAACGAAUGCGACGCCGGUGAGCACCACACCAUUGAACACCACACCGAUGAGCACUUCCACAGUGAGCACUACAUCGAUGAGUUCCUCACCAGCGAGCACGACCACCUCCACCGCUGCACCCAUUCUCACCACACCCAACGUUGUGGCCACCAUAAGUCCACACAUCUUUAAGACGCACAAGAAUAAAACACUGAAGAAGGGUCGCGAGCUCUUCAAGCAAGAGGAGGAGAUGCCGAAGAACGCCGGUAAUAAUUUCAAUAGUAUAAGCCAUUACUUCGGUGCGGAUCCAAUUGUGGGUGAAGUGAAUGCGACGGCGGCUAGUCUGCAGACGGCGAAUUUCUUUCAAAUCGCCACAAAUUUGUAUGAUCACUUCUACUGGCAGGCUUCCGAGAUACGCACCAAAGUGAGCACCGCUUGUGGACUCGAGAUGCAGGCAUAUUUGACAGGGCUGCAUGGGAAUUUCAAUUGGGCGCAGAAGGCAUACGAUGCCUCCGGUCGCUAUCGUGGACAAUUAUUCUUCGGUAAUGACAAGUGGCUGGGUCAGAAGAACUUUUGCUAUGAACUAAAUCGUCAAUUAAAUCCGGAUGAGCGUAAACAUUUCGAAUUUGAGUUUUAUGCGGCAUUGGUGGCGUUACGCUUGUGGAUGCCGCAACCAUUGAUUCUCAACCUUCAAUUGGGCGAAUGCCUGCCACGCUCCUGCAGUGCACACGACGUACAAGCCAUUCUCACAUUAGAUCCACAUGCCCAAAUGCUAGUCACACUAAAUACCGCGGCUGCCAUGCAUGCACAACACAAUCAAAGCAGUGGCCACAUUAGCAGCGUGAGUGGCAACAACAACAACCAUACUAGCAGCAACAACAAUAACCACACGUUAAUACAAGUACUACAUGUGCGUACAGUACCCGGCUUAUUUAGCUAUUGGCGUGAGCUAAAAUUCCAAAUAUUUCUAAGUUUCAUGCUCACACUCUUGCUGCUCGUCAUCACAGCCACUUGGUAUCAGGCGAAAUUGAAUCAGCUGCAACACAACGCGCCGCACAUACCAGCCAUAAGCGCGAAAAUUGAUGCCGUCAUGGCGGCCACAGCCGCAGGUGGUAUGGUAACGUUGGAUGCCGGCGCUGCGGGUACAUACACCAACAAUGGCUCGAACUGUGGCAGUAUAAAAUCGACGAGAGGCCACCGAGCGCCGGCCUUCGAAGUGUAUCAGAUGAGCACGCUCAGCGAGAACAACAAUGUGCUUGACAUUGAGGCCGACGUCAAUGGCAAUAAAACGGUGAAUAACGGUACUGGCGCUGGACAUGCCAAUGGGCAUAGCAAUGGCAACGCCGCAGCACCAUCCACAAAUGGUGCUGGUGGCAGUGGGAGCAGUAAUGGUGGCGGCAGCGUGCGUCGCCCACACAGCGAGCUGGCAGCGGCGGAGGUCGGUAAGUCACAUUUGGCCGAUUAUCGGCUGGAGACGGGUAGCAGUGUGGGUGCGACCAGCACGUAUGAGCCGAAGAAGCAAUUGAGUUUGCAUGAGCAGCUACUACUAUGUUUUGCAUUUCAAACGAAUGCCGGCACCAUACUCAAUAUGACGGAGAACAAAGAGCAACAAACCUCCUGUGUGCAUGGCUUGCGUGUCUUCUCCGUGUUGUGGACGAUAAUGGUGCAUACAUAUUUGCAAAUGUUUACCAUCGGUGAAAAUAGAUUCCAACGCAACAUCGUUGAGCGCUCAAUUUGGUAUCAGUUCGUGGGUAAUGCCACCUUCUCGGUUGAUACAUUCUUCUUCAUCAGCGGCUUCCUGGUCACGCUGAUAUUUCUGAAGCAGGAUAAAUCGUAUCCGGAUGAUACUGGUCAAUUUUUGAGACGCAGCAUGAGGGAGACUGGUUUCGUAUUGCUUUACCGUUAUAUACGCUUGACGCCGGCAUAUUUAUUUGUAAUAUUCUUUAAUGAUUUCGCUUUGCGUCAAACUUUCAACAACUCCGUCUUCCAACCGAAUGUUGCCGCCGACACUUGCAGCAGCUAUUGGUGGCGCAAUAUACUCUACAUCAAUAAUUUCUAUCCACUGAGUGAAAUUUGCAUGAUCUGGAGUUGGUAUAUGGCUAAUGAUAUGCAAUUCUUUGUGAUGGCCACUCUGCUGUUGGUGCUCUCCACGAAAUACUUCAAAUCGGCUGCAAUCAUCGUCUGCUCAUUCUUGCUUAGCUCUUGGGGUAUAUCGGGCGUCAUUUCACUACAUUACCGUUAUACACACAAGGUGGCCAAUCCAUUUGAAUCAUUUGAUUUUCUCUAUGACAAGCCAUGGCAGCGUGUUGGCACUUAUAUAAUGGGCAUGCUAGCCGGUCUCAUAAUCUACAAAGUGAAAAAACCACCACCGCUAAGCAAUCGCACACACUAUCUACUCUGGCUGGGCAGCUGGUCGCUAUUGGCGCUGAUAAUUUUCGGCGUGUGGAAUGGCGAACUAAGUCGUCUGAUGACGGCCUUCUAUGUUAGCAUCGGCCACACAGCCUUUGGCGUCGGCCUCAUUUGGAUAGUUUUGUCCUGCUGUUGGGGCAUUGCGCCCACCGCCAAUCGUAUACUCUCCUAUCGUGGCCUCUGGCCGCUCUCACGUCUCACCUACUGCACUUACCUCAUACACCCAGUCAUAAUGCUAAUCACAUCGUUUCGCAUGAGUGGCAUUGUGCAUUUGAAUAAUCUCUUCGUAAUGACUAUAUUUCUGGGGAAUGCGGUCGCCUCAUUUGGUGUGGCAUUCUUCAUUUCGGUGUUAUUUGAGGCACCAGUCAUACGGAUAUUGAAGAUUUUUUAUCGCAAAUAGUAAAUUUUGUAGUUGUAGUUGUUUAUUUUAUUGUAUAUUUGUAUAUAUUUAAAUGUAGGAUUAAUUGUAUUGUUUUGAAAAUUUUAAGUAAAAUUAAAUUUUUUUGGAGCUGCCACUUUUUUAAUAAUUUUCAAAUAAAAAUAAAAAUAUAAUUUUUUAAGAGUGAAUUUUUGAAAUUCAAUUUGUAAAAUUUUCUAAUUUUUAUGAUGUAAAAUUUUUGGAGUUGCCACUUUGCUACAAAAAU
Molecule: messenger RNA, 4160 nt
Organism: Zeugodacus cucurbitae (melon fly)
Lineage: Eukaryota; Metazoa; Arthropoda; Insecta; Diptera; Tephritidae
Exons: 12
Coding region: 479-3916 (1145 amino acids)
Molecular function (GO): acyltransferase activity, transferring groups other than amino-acyl groups
Source: RefSeq, a predicted model, not a curated record